Galendromus occidentalis (western predatory mite) is the source of this 5559-nucleotide messenger RNA. RefSeq names its product ATP-binding cassette sub-family A member 7. Gene Ontology annotation, molecular function: lipid carrier activity; ATP hydrolysis activity; ATP binding. NCBI's taxonomy places the organism in Eukaryota, Metazoa, Arthropoda, Arachnida, Mesostigmata, Phytoseiidae. Bases 193 to 5436 code for a protein of 1747 amino acids. Gene Ontology annotation, cellular component: membrane; intracellular membrane-bounded organelle. Gene Ontology annotation, biological process: lipid transport; transmembrane transport. The transcript is spliced from 21 exons. The record is from RefSeq and is a predicted model, not a curated record.
AGAUGUAUAUGUUGGAAAUUCGUCAAAAGAUAAACAAUCGGUGUGCGGCCGAAAAGCCUCCGAUUUCAUGAAUCUCUUGUGGAAAAGACACGCCGACCCUUGCUCUGAACUAUCUCUGAUCGUGUGAUACAGUUUGGGAGUGGCAUACGCAGUGGAGACUGCCGCAGAGACAGAACAAAUGGAGUGCAUUCUAUGUCCAGAUCCGGCGACUCAGACUCCUUAGUCAAGCUCUCCCUUCCGCUGUACGAGCACAAGAUGGGGCUUCGACAACAGCUCGAAGCUCUAUUGUACAAAGACUAUGUGAUUCGAAAGUUGAAACGGCACUACAUCGCCUCCUUCCUCGAGAUCCUUCUCCCCAUCUCACUCAUAGCAUUGGUUGUGUUCCUGAAAUCACAGACCGCGAGGACACAAGUCGACGUCGCUCCUCAAUGGCAGGGUCCGGAUGUCUACGAAGGGAUUGGACCAUACGGAGCGAAGGACUUAUUUUUUUAUCGAUUCAACGUGGAGCCCAAGAAAGAACAGCAACUCUUCCGAGUGCUGCAGAAAGAAUCAGCGACCAUAGUCUAUUCGCCAAAUAAUCCCUAUACAGAUGAACUGAUGCAAGCCUUCGUCAGGGAGAACGCCACAAGAGAGAUUCGGAGUUUCCCUGAUGAAAGUUCAAUGAACGAUUAUCUAGGGAUCAAUACGACGGCUGUAGAGCUAGCUAUUGUGUUCGACGACGUACAGAAAGCCGGUUUUCUGGGCUACACUUUGAGAUUCAACAGUUCUCGAUAUCAUUUUCACACGAACAAGCACUUCAAUGACCACGAUAUGCGUCCGCGGUCGAGCUCCGUCUCAUUCGAAGAAAAGCAUUUGCUGUGGCCUGUGAUGAAUAUACUGUUUGAGAAACAUCUGAGUUUCCACCAGCUAGAGAACAGAACAGGAGACAUACCGAUCUCGCCGAGAAUGAGGUUAUUCCCAACGCCAAGGUACGCGCGGGACGUGUCGUUGGCGACGGUAUCACAAUUUAUCCCCACCCUUCUUUCGGUGGGCUGUAUAUUUUUUGUCGUUUUCUUCUGCAAGCAAAUCAUCAGCGACAAGCAGAGCAGAGUUCGGGAGCUCCUCCGGAUGAUGGGUCUCUCCGACAUUGUUUAUUGGUUGAAUCUCUUCUGUGUGGGCGGAAUCACCCUGGGAAUAGUGACCUGUAUAGCAACUUUUUGCUUCAGCUACAGUUUCGACGGUGUUCGAGUCUUGACGCACUCGAGUCCUCUUGUUGUUUUUAUUGUUUUAUUCGUGUUCAGCGUGAGCGCCAUCCUGCAGAACCUGCUGAUCACGGUCCUGCUGAACUCACCUUCACUGGGAGCUAUGCUGUCGAUGCUGGCCUGGUUCAUGUCGAUGCUCGUGGCGUCGGUCUGGAUGGAUCCUGAAAACGGCAAGAGAUAUCACUUGCUGACUUCCGAUCAGAAACUGUGGUCCUCCAUGCUUCCUUGUAGCGGUCUCUACUGGUGUUUCAAACUCAUCACGUUCUGGGAAGAAGCAGCGGAAGGCGCCCAUCUGGGCAAUCUCGCCAAAAUCGCGAGAGCUGGGGACAAUGUCACCUUGCUCGGCAUCCUCUCGAUGAUGGUGGCAUCGUGGUUCGUAUACGCGUUCCUCAUCUUCUAUCUGGACGCAACGAUUCCCUGGCAGUACGGUAUGCCCCGAAGUCCAUUCUUCCUGCUGAUGAAGUCCUACUGGUUCCCCUCGUGCGCGAAGGAUCUCGAUACGGUUUCAACGAGACAUUUGAUCAAUCGAGAAUCUAGCGGCAAAGACACGGCGAUGUUCGAGAAACCGCCGCCGAAUUCAGGAGAUCCGGUUGUGGUUCUCAGGGACGUCACGCAGGUGUUCGGGCCGAAGAAAGCCGUUGAUAACCUCUCGCUCGAACUGUACCGGGACCAAAUAACCGUAAUACUCGGCCACAACGGGGCUGGAAAAACCACGACAAUGAACAUUCUAACUGGACUAUUCCCUCCAACCGCGGGGGAAAUGUUCAUCAACGGCUACAGUGUGAGGGAGAACACGAAGCGGGCCCGCCAGGGAAUCGGCCUCUGUCCGCAACACAACGUGCUGUUCGAUGAGCUCACGGUGAAUGAACAUCUGUGGUUCUUCGCUAAAAUAAAAGGAGCACCCUCAAAUGAAAUCGAGACCGAGAUCGUUCAGCUCCUGGAGAAAUUCAGCCUGACGCCGAAACGAUAUACGAUGGCAUCCGGCUUAUCCGGAGGAAUGAAGCGGAAGCUCUGCAUGGCCAAUGCCAUGGUCGGGGGCAGCAAUAUCUUGAUUCUCGAUGAACCCACCGCCGGCAUGGAUCCGCAAGCUCGACGCGGCGUGUGGACAAUCCUUCAAGAGGUGCGGAGGAGUCGGACAGUUUUGCUGACCACUCACUACAUGGAGGAGGCAGAUGUUCUUGGGGACCGUAUCGCUUUCCUGGCGGCCGGCAAGUUGAAAUGCGCGGGCUCGCCUAUGUUCUUGAAGAAAAUGUGCGAAACCGGAUAUAACAUGCGGUGCGCUAAGGUGAACCCCGAGAUGCGGCCCUCCAACCUCAUGGGAAUCAUCGACCGUUAUCUCGGCGAGAACCAAGCUUUCCUGUCCACUGAUCUCGGCUUGGAGUUCUGCGUCAAUUUAGGAUUCCCCGAAACCAGUUCGCUGAUCUCACUCUUCCGCUACAUCGAAGACAACAAAGUCCAACUCGGUAUCGCCAGUCUCGGAGUUUCAGUGACCACGAUGGAGGACGUUUUCCUCAAAGUCGGGGAGAUGGACGAAAUCGACAGUCCGAUUCAAGAACUGCAGCCGAAAGGUCUGGCUGCUCUGGAGAUAUCAGAACGCUUCCCGUCAUUCACUCGAGUCCGUGGGGCGACUCUGUGGAGGAACCAAUUUUGUGCUCUCUUGAUGAAGAGAGUCAAUGCGAUCAAGAGACAAUGGUUUAUGCCGAUCUUCAUGGUUCUACUCCCUGUUGUCCUGAUGGCAGCGUUUUGCUAUUUCACGAAGAAUAUCCUCACCCCUGAGCAAGACGAACAGGUGACUCAGUACCUCUUCAAAUCUCUGAAAGGCGCUCAGAAGAAGACGGUGGGCUUCAUUCAGAAGGGUCUCCCGCCUGUUUUCGAGUCUUACUUCAGAUCCGCUCUCGGCGAGGACGGCGUUUCCGUCAGAACAAUCGACUACAGCGAACCCAGCAUUGACGAUUAUCUUUUACGUCAAGCCAACGAAGAUUCUUCGAUAUACAAAGACAAUUGGGUUAUGGGAGCGAGUCGGCAAGAGGGCGAUCAGGGGAGCGAACUAUGGUUCAACGGCGAGCCGUACCACGUUGGAGCAGCUGCAAUCGCUCGUUGGCAGUCGGCUCUCCUCAAACAAAUCACCAACGAUUCGAGCGCAACUGUAGUUGCGAAGAACCGACCCGUGGGACCCCAGUCGGAGAAUGCGGCGAUGCUCUUCGUAUUCUUGCGCUUUGCGUCUCUAUUCCCCGUCUCGUUGGCGUCAGCCUUCCUGACUUGCUCUCUGGUGUUCUUCCCGGUACAGGAGCGCGUUUCGAAGGCUCAACUGAUUCAAAUGAUGUCUGGGGUACACCGCAUCAUCUUCUUCGGAGCGAGCUUCCUCUUCGAUCUCGUUCUGAUUCUGGUGUCUUCAAUAUUUAUGGUCAUGGUUUGCGUCUUGUUGAAUCCGGGCGGGAGCUUCACAACGAAUGCCGAAACUUGGAUUGCGUCCUGGGUCAUGUUCUUCAUCUAUGGCUUCACCAUGGUGCCCAUCGCGUACUUGUCCGCGUAUUUCUUCAAAUCUGCGGCUACGGGCUUCACCACUCUGUUGUGUUUCUCAUCGAUAUCUGGAGGGAUUUUGGUGCUCAUCAUGUCGAUCCUGGAUCUAUUCUCUUCCCUCGCGAACAACCCCUUCGGAAUGGACAGAGUCAAGAUCAACGAAGCGAUUCAUCUGCUAAAUUACGUUCCUCCCUUCGGGGUGGUGUGGGGAUUCACAAAUGUCCUACUGAAUGGAGCAUCGGAGAAUAUUUGCGCCACACUGAGUCCAACAGCCAAGGAUCAAAUGUGUCACUUGUUUCCUGAUGUCAUCAGGUCUUGUUGCCACCCCUGCAUUCUCGGAAGUGUGGAGACUUUCUGCUAUGCCUACGAAACUCCAUUCCAAUUCGACCUGCGUAUCGGCGCUGGUUUCCAAUUGUCUGCGAUGUUGAUUACGGGUGGCGUUGCCUUCGCGCUUUUGAUGGGUCUGGAAACGAACUCCCAACUGUUCAUCUACGUCCUGGAGUUCAUCAACUGGCAGAGGGUCAGAGACGUUUUUUCGUUCUCUGCUCGCGCCAAACGAGGCGGCGUCCCGAAUCUCUCGUCCGUGUCAACGGAAGAGGAUGUCGACGUGACCAUAGAGAAAGAAACCGUGGCGAAAAUCGUCGAUCGUUGUGCGAUCGGUUCCUACGCUCUCGUUGCGCACGGAUUGACGAAGUAUUACGGGGGCUUCAAAGCUGUCGACGACAUAUCGUUCGUUGUCAAUAAUCAGGAAUGUUUCGGGCUUCUCGGCGUCAAUGGCGCCGGGAAAACCACCACUUUCGGUAUGCUCACGGGCGACUUACUCAUGUCGGCCGGUAACGCUUACAUCAGGCAGAGCAACUUGCGAACUUCGGUUCGUCAGUUCCAAGGCUACAUCGGUUACUGUCCGCAAUUCGAUGCUCUUAUCGAGAGCAUGACCGGUCGGGAAAUGCUGGAGCUUUUCUGCGCGUUGCGUGGGGUACCGACUCAUCAGACGAGGGAGAUGGUUGACUUCAUGAUCGGUGUGGCCGAUCUCCAAGAACACGCCCACAAGCCCACGGGGAUGUACAGCGGCGGUAACAAGCGGAAACUUUCGAUCGCGAUCGCCAUGAUCGGUAAUCCGCAUGUGAUGUUCCUCGAUGAGCCCACGGCGGGAGUCGAUCCCGCGGCGCGGCGGAAGAUCUGGGCGACUCUGAUGCAAGCUCAGAAAGAAAUCGGUUCCGCCAUCAUCCUCACGUCGCAUUCGAUGGAAGAAUGUCAAGCCUUGUGCAAUCGUCUUUGCAUUAUGGUCAACGGAAGUUUCCGUUGCCUCGGGUCGUCGCAGCAUUUAAAGUCGAAGUUUGGGCAGGGUUUCACGGUUUUGAUAAAAUUGAAGUCGUCUGCCGACGAAGUCCAAGUCGUUCCGAUGAUAUGCGCUACCAUGGAUAAAUUGUUUCCCGGCGAGAACAAACUCAAGGACAGCCAUCAGUGCCUUCUACACUUCCAUAUCUCGGACUUGAGUCUGAGAUGGAGUGAAUUAUUCGAGAGAAUCGAAGCUCUGAAGAGACGGUUCGAUUUCGAAGACGUCGUCGUUUCCGACACAACGCUGGAACAGAUCUUCCUCGCUUUUGCCAAAGAUCAACGCGCCGCACAGACGGACGAUGGAGCUGUUUCAACGGCGAAAACAAAGUUCCUUUGACGAGGAGCUCGCAUCCGUCACUCCGAAAUCGGAUCGGCAUGAUAUAGCAAGGUUCAGAGAGCAUUCUGAACACAGUGGACUCCACGCGCACACCGGGGUCUUAUCUCCUUGAUCUGUCGCGGC